AAUCUUGAAGUGUUCGCUACAUACAGCACAGCCCGCAUAAGGAUAUCAUUCAGAGAGCAGAGCACGCCCCAUCCCAUCCUAGCACACUAUCAAGAUAUAUAUCAAUCUACUGUACAUCGAGAGUCUAAUCAAGUUCAACGAAAGGUGCCUAACAAUGCAACAUCAAUCAAUUCUCAUCACCACUUUCCUUCUCCUUCUUCCUCCCAAAAAUCCCCUGCAAUCCUUCCCUCUUCUCCUUCUCCUUCUCCUUCUCGCCAAUAGCGCUACUCUCAUCCUCCUUAUCAACCUUCCUCCUCCCGAUGGUUCCAAAGAAGCCGCUUCCGCUGCCACUUCCGCUCUUCAACUCCUCCUCGUCGUCGUCCUCGUUCUUCUUCCCGCGUCCAAAGAAACCGGACUUGUCUUUCCACGGCAGGGGGGACACGCCGCCUAUCCCACCGCCACCACCACCCGCACUGCCAAUGAGUGGAGUGGACAUGGUGCUCGUAACGAGACCUUCCUCACCAUCCUCAACGUCGCUGUCUUUGUUCUUCCAGGAAAAGAAGCCCCCGUCCUUUUUCCAUGCGGACGAGAUGUUGAAUUUGCUUGUGCUGCCCUUCUUGCUAAGCGCUGAGAAUCUGGACAGCAGUGAGUCCUUUGGUGUGUCAGAUACGUUCGAGGUAUUGGAUGUAUCCGUAUUGAUGGAUAUGGCGGAAGAUGCAUUCUCCUCUUUUAGCGCCGCAGGGGCUUCAAAGGUUGGCGCCGCGGGGUUCAGUCUUGGAGUCGCCGGACGCGCGGACUGGUAGGGCAGGUGGGAGAGUGAGAGGCCGGUUGUUGUUGUUGUGCUUGCGUUGGGCGAGACGGGCCGGCCCGGGCUUGGCCGACUGGAUGAAAAGUCGGACCAGCGGCCCCCUAGUAGGCUCACGCGGUUCCGAGGUUGCUCAAUGGCUGGCGGCGCAGCGGGCCAGCCGAAAGCCGCAGAGACGUCAGAGGAUGGUGCAGGAAGGAGGUUAUCGAAGGAGGCGAUCGAGGAAGGGCGGGGUGAUACGGUGGUGUCAAAGAGCUUGCCGGGCUCUAUGGGAUCGAAGCUGGGACUGAAGUGGUUGAAACCGGAGCGCCGGCUACUGCUACUGUCGGCCCUCUCGAGGGGCUUCUUACGUCCGCCGUGGAGGAAUUCCAGGCCCGCCGUCCAGCCUCCGUAAGAACCACUGCGUCUUCUUGUGCCAAUCGGAUCCAGGCCAGGUGGAUGUGGACUCUUCGGGAAUGAAUGGGAUUCGUUCGGUUUCAACGACCCAAGUAGUGGCCCACUGUCUAGCGGAAUAGUCUUGCCGCGUUGGCGGUUGAACCCUCCGGAGAACAACUUGACGAAACGUCGGCCACCUGAAAUGCUCCCUUCUUCACUCGGGCCCAGCUGGCCCAGCCCACUACCAAGAAGUGAUAUGCUAUUGUCAUGCUCAGCGCCACCCGGGCUACCAUCCGAAGACAUGUUUGGAAACAUGGGGAUGUGGUGAAAACUACUUCGGGGAGAUGAAACGUGGGAAGUGGAUACCGAGCCCGACGACAUGGGUGAUUGAGAAGCAAUGAAGCCAAGCGGGUCGGCACCAGAAUGCCGAGAUUGGCCAUCUUCAAGGAAUGAAGCACUGCCUUUAGGACUGGGUGGAGAGUCCUCGAAUGCAAAUAGGUUGGACGGCAGCAGCGAAUUUGCAGUAGGACUCAUAGGCGCACCUCCGCCCAUUCUAUC
Molecule: messenger RNA, 1717 nt
Organism: Tuber aestivum (summer truffle)
Lineage: Eukaryota; Fungi; Ascomycota; Pezizomycetes; Pezizales; Tuberaceae
Source: the annotation of a GenBank genome assembly